AUGGCGGCGGCCGCGGCGGCGCUCUCGGGCGCGGGCCCCCCACCCGCGGGCGGCGGCGGGGCCGGGGGCGGCGGGUCCCCGCCGGGCGGCUGGGCCGUGGCGCGGCUCGAGGGCCGCGAGUUCGAGUACCUGAUGAAGAAGCGCUCGGUGACCAUCGGGCGCAACUCGUCGCAGGGCUCGGUGGACGUGAGCAUGGGCCACUCGAGCUUCAUCUCCCGGCGCCACCUCGAGAUCUUCACGCCCCCGGGCGGCGGCGGCCAUGGCGGGGCCGCCCCGGAGCCGCCCGCGCAGCCCAGGCCCGACGCGGGCGCGGGCGGCGACUUCUACCUGCGCUGCCUCGGCAAGAACGGCGUGUUCGUGGACGGCGUGUUCCAGAGGCGCGGGGCGCCGCCGCUGCAGCUGCCGCGCGUGUGUACAUUCAGGUUCCCGAGCACAAACAUCAAGAUCACGUUCACUGCCCUGUCCAGCGAGAAGAGAGAGAAGCAGGAGGCGCCCGAGUCCCCGGUGAAGCCCGUGCAGCCGCACAUCUCGCCCCUGACCAUCAACAUUCCAGACACCAUGGCCCACCUCAUCAGCCCCCUGCCGUCCCCGACGGGGACCAUCAGUGCCGCCAACUCCUGCCCGUCCAGCCCCCGGGGAGCGGGGUCUUCCGGGUACAAAAUGGGCCGUGUGAUGCCCUCUGACCUCAAUUUGAUGACUGACAACUCGCAGCCAGAAAAUGAGAAGGAAGCUUCAGGUGGAGACAGCCCAAAGGAUGACUCAAAGCCGCCUUAUUCCUAUGCACAGCUGAUAGUGCAAGCGAUCACCAUGGCUCCCGAUAAGCAGCUCACCCUUAAUGGGAUCUACACCCACAUCACCAGAAAUUACCCGUACUACAGGACCGCGGACAAGGGCUGGCAGAAUUCCAUUCGCCACAAUCUCUCUCUGAAUCGUUACUUCAUCAAAGUGCCGCGUUCCCAGGAAGAACCAGGCAAAGGCUCCUUCUGGAGGAUAGACCCUGCGUCCGAGAGCAAGCUGGUGGAGCAGGCCUUCAGGAAGAGGCGGCCGCGCGGCGUGCCUUGCUUCCGGACGCCGCUGGGACCGCUGUCCUCUCGGAGUGCGCCGGCCUCCCCCAACCACGCUGGAGUGCUGUCUGCUCACUCCAGCGGCGCCCAGACCCCCGAGAGCCUGUCAAGGGAAGGCUCGCCGGCCCCCCUGGAGCCUGAGCCCGGCCCCGCCCAGCCCAAACUCGCCGUCAUCCAGGAAGCCCGGUUUGCCCAGAGUGCACCAGGCUCACCUCUGUCCAGCCAGCCGGUCCUGAUCACCGUGCAGCGGCAGCUGCCGCAGGCGGUCAAGCCUGUCACCUACACCGUGGCCGCCCCGGUGACCACCUCCCCCUCCCAGCCGCCCGUCGUGCAGACGGUUCACGUCGUGCACCAGAUCCCCGCGGUGUCCGUCACCAGUGUGGCCGCGCUGGCCCCAGCGAGCACACACUCUGGCGCUGGGCAGGCGGUCGUCACUCAGGCAGCUGUGCUGGCUCCUCCUCACGCAGAGCCGCAGGAGAACGGAGACCACAGAGAGGUGAAAGUGAAAGUAGAGCCCCUUCCCGCCAUCAGCCACGCCGCGCUGGGCUCUGCCGGCCGGAUCGCGCAGACGCCGCAGGCCGCACCUGUGCAGACCGUGACCAUCCUACAGCAGGCUCCUCUCGGGCAACACCAGCUGCCGAUCAAAACGGUCACGCAGAAUGGGACUCACGUGGUCCCGCUCCCCACGGCGGUCCAUGGCCAGGUGAACAACGCAGCCGCGAGCCCCUUACACAUGCUGGCGACCCACGCCUCCGCCUCCGCCUCCCUGCCCACCAAGCGCCAGAACGGCGACCAGGCGGAGCAGCCGGAGCUGAAGCGGGUCAAGACGGACGACGGAGGCGACGGCAUCGUCCUCGCGCUGAGCGUGGACACGCCCCCCGCGGCCGCGGCCACGAGGGAGAAGGGCGUGCAGAACUAGCGGGGGCGCCGCUUGCCGUAGAGUCGACUUCCUGGUGCCAAAAGGCCGCGCGCCCUCCCCCAGCGGUGGAGCCCUGUGCUUGGACCCCACACAGAACCCAGGUGGCCUUAGAGACGCGGCACCGCAGCCUGGCUCCAAGACCGUGCCUCCUGCCAGCGUCCGCCAGGCUGCCGCCUCUGGGCCCAGCUUUUAACUUCGAGCGAGAACUCGGCUCCUGCCCGAGGACCCAGCGGCUCCGUGAGGAUGGCGCGGUCGGCGCCCGGUGCACACGGAGCUCCCGGGACUGGGCCCUCCUGCAGGGGGCGGGCGGAGCCACCCCUGCCCUCCGGACUGCCAGCUGGCGCUGGGAGACAGAACAGUGUUUCGUUGUCCACACGUGGAAGGGCUCUGCUGACAGAGUAGCGGGCUGACCUUUCCCACCACUCCAUUUCUACUCUGACGUUCUGGGACCGCACGCACCUUCCUCGUGGAGUUCACUGGGGAGGAGGAAGGACGCAUUUUGUUUCUUUGUUUUCUGCCUAUGGGAUGGUUUCCUUUGUCCCUUGGCGUGCAGACGGAGCUACUCUGCGACUUUGCAGAGCUCUCCGGGGAGCCCGUGUCGGACGGACAGACGGACAGACGCCACGGCUGCAUGUGACCAGAGAGCCCAGGGAGGAGCCGGCGACGGCCAGGACGGCCAGGACGUGUCUGAGCUGCGCUUCCUGUCCUCUUCCCGGCCGGUUUCUGUCACUUGUUUCUUUAUGUUGACUUUGUCCCUGGCAUAAUUUCCCACCUGAGUAAAACCAGUCUCUGAAGCAUUGUGUACGGUGAACAGCAGGGCCCUCGCUGCUGCUCCCCGGCCGAGGCCGCACUCCCUCGGGGGGGCUCUGUGGUCCAGGUGUCCUCACGGUCCCGUCGCUGGGGAGCAGGAGCUCUGGUUAGCACGAGGGUCUUAGGAGCACGCAGCCUCGGAGGGGUGCUGCACACGCAGAGGUCGCCUUCAGGUCAGCUGGAGGUCGGCACGGUCCCUGCAGAAGGGGCGAGGGGUGAGGGGGUGAGGGGGUGAGGGGUCCCCGGGCCCCGUCAGGGAGGAAG
This is a messenger RNA of Lepus europaeus (European hare), 3057 nucleotides long. It is a transcript of the gene FOXK2, whose product is annotated as forkhead box K2. Lineage: Eukaryota; Metazoa; Chordata; Mammalia; Lagomorpha; Leporidae. Gene Ontology annotation, molecular function: RNA polymerase II cis-regulatory region sequence-specific DNA binding; protein binding; DNA-binding transcription factor activity, RNA polymerase II-specific. The coding region runs from base 1 to 1983 and encodes 660 amino acids. Gene Ontology annotation, biological process: regulation of transcription by RNA polymerase II. The transcript is spliced from 9 exons. The record is from RefSeq and is a predicted model, not a curated record.